AUGCAUGGCGAGUCAAUACCACAUUUCUUCUUGACCUGUCUGGCAGUGAAAGCAAUUUGGAGGGAAUGGUGGUCAAAACGAAGUUUCUCCACGACCCUAAGGUCCAUUAUCAAGGUUAUUCCAAUCGUCCUUUUAUGCGAGUUUUGGAAGAAUUAUUAUAAUAUUGUUGGGCCAGUUUUUUCUAGCCGGGCUUAG
Oldenlandia corymbosa var. corymbosa is the source of this 195-nucleotide messenger RNA. The record is from the annotation of a GenBank genome assembly. Lineage: Eukaryota; Viridiplantae; Streptophyta; Magnoliopsida; Gentianales; Rubiaceae.